Brassica napus (rape) is the source of this 4452-nucleotide messenger RNA. RefSeq lists its product as uncharacterized. The record is from RefSeq and is a predicted model, not a curated record. The transcript is spliced from 2 exons. Bases 2991 to 4157 code for a protein of 388 amino acids. Lineage: Eukaryota; Viridiplantae; Streptophyta; Magnoliopsida; Brassicales; Brassicaceae.
GAACCGAAUGUAUGUUAUUUUAAAGAAAUCGCAAUAUAUAUAAAUAUGAUUCGUUAUAUAAACUUAUCAAACCGAGUCAACCGAAUAAACCAAUUAAUUAAAAUAUAGUAGUAUAGUUAUUUUUAAAUUAUAUAAUAUAAUUGAUAAUAUAUACAUACUCUAUUUUAUUGAUAUUAUCCUAAUAUUUAAGAUAUGUUAAUUUGAAUAAAUUUUUUAUCAGGGAUAAUUUGAAAAUAUCCUAUUGAUGAAUUAAAUUUUGAAAAAUGCAUUUAGUUUUUUCUUUUUUGAAAACUACAUUUUCUUGUAUGUAACAAGAUUUUUUUGUCCUAAUGUUGAUUAGAAAUUACAGAUUCUAGUAAUUAAUUUAAAAUUUUGAUUAUAUCAAAAUUAUCAUAAGUUUAUAAUUCUCGAUUAUUCUCUAUUAUUAUUUUUUAUAAGAACUUAUUGUCAUCUUUGUUGCUAUUUUUUUUAAGUUGUUGCUAUUUCCUGUUUUUGUGGUAGAAAAGAAUUGAUUAAAUCUCUUUAUUUUAGCAAUUCAUCCUUUUUCACAUUAUAAAAACUCAUAUAUUUUCCGGUUUGGUUCUUAUAAAUUAAUGAUAAAAAAAAAUUAGCAAUUCAUCCUUUUUCACAUUAUAAAAACAGACAAUUUAAAUACUUUAAAAAUAGUAAAAUAGGUCAAAUUAUAUGUAAAAGUUCCUUUGUACUCCAAGUGAACAAAGUUCACAGAAUAUCAUUUUUUUUUCUGGAUGAUACACUUAACACUCUUUGACUUAUUAAAAUAACUAGAGCUUUUAUAUUUUUUUCAUUUCCAAUUUUUUUUAAAAUAUCAGUUUGUUUUAUAUUAUCUUACAAAAAAACAUAAAAUAAGACAAUAAAAAUAUGACAAUAGUUUGAACUAAUUUCUUUGUGGUUUAUUGGACAUCAUUAUGUAAGAAUUUUAGUGGAUGUACAUGCCAAAUACAUAAUAAAUUUAGUUCAUUUGAAUGCAAAUAAAAAUACAUUUAUCAGAUAUUCAAAAUUUUAAUUGCAAAACAAAAAAAUAAUCAAAUAAUAAAUAAUAUGUUUGUAGAAUAACAGUAGUGUUAAAUUAUUGAUAUGCAUGUAAAAGAAGAAAAAGGGGUUGGACAUUUGAAGAUGGUUGAUUCAUGUAAAUUAAGUUUUUCUAUUAAUUUAUUAUAAGUAGUCUAACUCUAUUAAUUUGUUUCAUUCAUUUUAAAACUAAAAACAAUUAUUCUCAAAAAUAAAAUUUAAUGUUUUUCACUUUUGUGUGAUAAUUUAUGUAAGACAAAGUUAUUUAUAUAGAUUAUACAUAAACAACAUAUAUUUUACUUAUCAUCUUCUAUAAAUAUUUUACAUAUAUAUAUAUAUAUAUAUAUAUAUAUAUAUAUAUAUUUAUAUAGUUUACAUAUUCAUAACUUCUAUAGAAAUUCCUUGUAAUAAAUAGUCUUGCAUGUUAUUUCUUAUAUAAUCUUUUUUUUUUGCUUCCCUAAAGAAUCAUAUAUAAUGUUUAUAUUAACAGAAAACAUAUUUUUGUUUUAUUUUUAUUGUUGAUAAUAAGUAAUAUAGAUAAAAUAAUUAAUAUGUGUCUAUAAAAAAUUACUUUAUACAUGUUGUAAUUCAUUUUUUACUUAUAUAUAUAUAAUAAUAACUUGUAUUUUUAUUUACUUAAUUUACAUCAUUUUAACUUGGGCAAUUGUCCAAAAGAACACCUUUCAAGUUUAUGUCACAAAAAUGACGCCAGGAAAUGAAAGUCACAAAAAUGACAUUCAUUAAAGGGCAAAAUGUCACUACUACCCUUGUGUUAUAAGAAUAAAAAAAAAACAAAAUUCAUUUUCUUCACUCGCGACUCUUCGAACCGUGUCGUCUCUGGCUCGGGAAUCUUCAAACCCUCAUCGGCACUGUCGUCUCCGGCUUGCGAAUCAUCGUCUCCGGCUCGGGAAUCAUCGUCUCCGGCUCGGGAAUCAUCUUCUCCGGCUCGCGAAUCAUCUUCUCCGGCUCGCGAAUCAUCGUCUCCGGCUCGGGAAUCAUCGUCUCCGGCUCGGGAAUCAUCUUCUCCGGCUCGCGAAUCAUCGUCUCCGGCUCGGGAAUCAUCGUCUCCGGCUCGCUAAUCAUCUUCUCCGGCUCGCUAAUCAUCUUCUCCUGCUAUCUAAUCAUCAGCGUCACACUCUCUACUCUCAAAAUCGGACAAAAAUCACUAUGUAACUUUUUAAAAUUAGGGUUUUUGAAUUAAAAUUUGUGAAGCUUGCGUUUUGAUUUUGAUUUGUUUGUUACUCUUUCUUAUUAACCAGCGAAGCAAAUGAAAGACUUUUGAAUUGUGGGAACACAAAGUUGUUGGAGCAUAAUUCAUCUCUUUGAGGUAUGUUGCAGAUUCAACCUUCUGUGUGUUUGUACAAAUUUAUAAAAUAAAAGUUUGUUGUCUCUUGCUGCAUCUAUUGAAUGUUUUUAGAAGAUUUCCAGAAAGCAUUUGUUGCUGCAUCUAUUGAAUGUUGAAUAUUGAAACUCGUAUGGUAACACAUUUUGAAACUUUUUUGCUUGGAGUCUUGUUUUGAUUAGGAAUGUUGAUAUUUUUGAUAGGGUCUUGAAUUUGCUUAUGAGUCUUUUGUUGCUUGUGAAACUGUCUAGUGUUUAUAAUAAUUUCAGGAAGCAUUUGUUUUUGAUAGGGUCUUGAAUUUGCUUAUGAGUCUUUUGUUGCUUGUGAAACUGUCUAGUGUUUAUAAUAAUUUCAGGAAGCAUUUAUUGUGUUAUUUCAGGAAAACCUUCCAGAAAAGUUUGAAAUUUUUUUUUCCUUGUUUACGCAGGAUAGAAACAAGAUGGGAGAUUCAGUACCUCUAAAACUAGCACUGCCAGAGCUGAAGUAUCCUAUUGGUUCACAGCCAAAGCAAAAGUCAGCAAUCAACCAAUAUUCCGGCUCAGAGUAUAUCUCCAUUGUUGACAGCAUCCUAAAACCAGAUGAGAUGAUAAGAGUCUGAGGAUCAUUUCUGGGACCUAUAAUGAAGCUCAGUGAGAGAGGAUUGAAGUUAUCAGCAAAGAUGGUCUACGCCAUUCUCACUAGAAGCAUCGUUUCUGUCAAGGAGAAUGAAGCCUGGUUCCAUUUCGGUGCGCAGCCACUGAGGUUCUCUAUAAGAGAAUUUCAUAUGAUGACAAGCUUGAAAUGUAGUGGUGCAUUAGAAGGACCACGAAGGGAACCCGAUAGAUUUAAUUGGGAAUUGCUAAAGGGGCGUAGUCAUAAGUUAAGUGACGUGGUGGAACAGCUCAGAAACACAAGAGAAGAUGCUUCUGAGGAGAGAGUAUGCCUCGCAAUGCUCAUCCUGGUAGAGAGCAUAUUAUUGCGGAAGAGCAAAGGAGGGAGUUUUCCUUUGGAAUAUGCAAAAAAUGCACAGGAUAUGACAUAUCCAUGGGGGAAAGAGGCUUACAUUGUGCUCCUGAAGUCAAUUCAAAACGCUGUCGCGAAUCAUUUGGAGAAUAAAUCCAAAUUUGAGUUGCAAGGUUAUCCUCUAGUAUUCCUUCUUUGGAUACUAGAGUCGAUUCCUUUGCUAAGGAAUAAGUUCAGUAAGUGUGUACCAACAGUUGAGGUUCCUGGGCCGACUUACUUGUGUGAAAAAUACACUGACGUAGAGAAUCCAUCACUUGAUAGGGUUUUACAGGUUGAAGCUGAUACAAAGCUGAAGGUCCAUUGCAUACUACCUUCUAUUCCUCAUGAUCCAGAAGAUGAUAUCUCCAUUGAAGACAAAUAUAGUGACGAGCUGGAAACACUGAAAGAUGUAACAAAGAAAGGGUACAAGCUUACAGCCGAUGACUGGGAAAAUAGGUGUGUAGACACAUUUGAAACAUUGGAUGCUCUUAUUCAAAUGAUGGCAAAUAAGGAGACUGGCCAAGCUUCUACUCCGAUUGAUGAGGAUUCAGUAAAUGAAAAAGUGAACAGGAUCAUCGAGGUAAUGGAGGAGAAUCUGAAGAGCAUGAAGGAUCGAAUGUCAUUACUGGAAGAAGAAAACAUGCAUCUUAGAGCCCGUGUGUCAGAGUUGGAAGGAAACAACAAUGUUUUUCCCACUAACGUGACACAACAGGUAAAUUCUCAAAACAUCUUCUUUUACAUUUGCAUUUUCAAGUAUUUUUUGGAAGAUCUUGUACAUAUUCUUGAAUGCCUUCCUAAUAUUUGACAAACAGCGAUCCAGUAGGACACCUUUAUCUCCAAUGUCUCACACGCAACCAUCGAGUGAGACGCCUUUAUCUCCAAUGUCUCAACAGCCUAAUUUGACACAUGAGGUAUGUAACAAAUAAAUAUUGUUGAGUUUUGAAGUAAUAUUUGGAAGCUUUUGUACUUCUUGAAUGCAUUCCUGAUUUUUGCAAGAGACAAUGAUUGAAUCAGCUGCAUCUCCAAAGUCUCAACAAAAUGAGGUAUAUGCUCAAAAAUUUUUAAGAAAAUAUUUGGAAAUUCUUGUACAAAAUCAUGAA